Molecule: messenger RNA, 1029 nt
Organism: Orbilia oligospora ATCC 24927
Lineage: Eukaryota; Fungi; Ascomycota; Orbiliomycetes; Orbiliales; Orbiliaceae
Exons: 2
Coding region: 1-1029 (342 amino acids)
Source: RefSeq, a predicted model, not a curated record
AUGGCCGACUCUGCCCCCCACCCACUCGCAAGCCCAAGUUCAUACUCAGACAGUGAACGCUACUUCAUUUCCUCAGGCAAAAAAUUAUCCUUCCAACCCAUUCCAACGUCUAUUUACCGCCUCGCCCAAACAACCGAGUCCAUCAAAACCAAAGGCACGCUUUGGCAACUGAACCCAUCGGCGUCGGAUGACCCCUCUACCACAGGAAAUACGUUCGACGUUGUAUCCAACCUCCCUCUGUUCGCUGCGCGCUAUGACAACCCGUUAGUUUCAGGAAAUGAUUCAAAAACUAUCUACUGGGAAUUUGAAAUCACGAGUUUGGGGUACUCUGGCACUCCGGCGGGGUUGGCAUUCGGCUUCGUUGUAAAAGACGCUGGGUCGGAGGCUAUAGCUUCUAACAGCGGUGGAAGCCUUCGCCCAUAUGACCAAGCUGCUGCGCCAAAGUCUCUUUCUGGGCCUAGUAUUCUCUGGAACUCUGUAGAUGGUGGGGUAUAUGAAAAUGGAACAAAGGUCCCAGAUUCCGAAUUUCAGGCAAAAGUGGGGGAUAUAGUAGGAAUCGGAGUAACCUUCCAGUUCGACCCUAGUAUUCCUAUGAUCCCAACUAGAGAUGUGAACGACAAUCCAAACGCCAAGGCCGGAAAGUUCUCGAAGUCGUUAGAUACCAAGGGAAAUAAAACAACCAGAGUUGCAGAAGUGAAGGAUCUUGUGCCAGUUCCAACAAGAGUGUUUGUCACUAUUAACGGCGAAGAGAGAAGAAUUGAAGGAGACGUGGCGAGGGCAUUUGUUUCCGGUGUUGCCGAUGUCUUCCCAGUGUUAAUGGUAUUUGGACCUGGCGUGGGUGGGAAAGUUAAAAUUGGUGAAGCCGUAAACUUUGGUGGCGAGGGAGGAUUGGCAGAUGCGCAGUUAGCAGCGAAGGGUAACAGUGCUCAUGCUGGGCAUAAAAAAUCAAGGUUUUCGAAGGUAUUCAAAAUACCUGCCGAUGCUUGGUUUGGUGGCAUUGGAUCCGGAAUGGGAACUAGUAGUGGCUAG